Molecule: messenger RNA, 665 nt
Organism: Effrenium voratum
Lineage: Eukaryota; Dinophyceae; Suessiales; Symbiodiniaceae
Source: the annotation of a GenBank genome assembly
AGCUUUUGGUGGCGACGUUCCAAUCAACGAUUUGAAGAAGAUGGCGAAAAGCAGCCGCCCGGUGCGUUGCUCCUGGCCUUCGUGGCGUGCCAGUACCUCUUCGUCGCCCCGAUCGUGCCACGCGGAGGCGAGCGACGCCUCACCGCCCGGCAGUCUCUGGGCUUCGAUGAGAGCGGGGCCUUGGGGGACGGCGGCACCACUCCGCUGAUGAUGGCGGCCCACAAGGGUGACGCGGAGGAGGUGAAGGGCUACAUCAAGAACGGCGCCAACCUGGACGCCCAGGACUCCUAUGGCUGGACGGCGCUGCGCUAUGCGGUCCGUGCUGACCAGGUGGAGGCGGCCAAGGCGCUGGUGGAGGGCGGCGCGGACCUGAACCUCGGCUCCAAGUCCGGGCGUUCGCCAUUGAUGUCGGCGGCCUCCAAUGGCAUCAGCGACAUGGUGAAGCUUCUUCUGGACGCAGGUGCGGAUGCAAAGGCCAAGAGCUCGGACGGGCUCACGGCCUAUGACAUGUCCAUGCGCGGGGGCGCCACAGGCUGCGAGGAGUGCCGCAAGAUGCUGGCGGACGCGGUGGGCGCGUAGAGUCGCACCGGGCGCCUCGCCCUGGGGUCGGUGAACGAGGCCAUAGGAACGAGCCGGGUCUCAGAUGCUGAGAGGUUUUUCGCAGA